AUGAGUGGUCUUGCCAUUGACGAUGCCGUUAUUGGCGCGAAGCACAACCCAGCUUUGGCAGAGACGAUUCCUGAGAAGCAUGAGAGCGAAGUCCCAACUUAUACCAAGGAAGCAAAGAUAACGGCGGAGGAAGAUGACGAUUACCCAACUGCUGAGGAGCUGGAUUCGUUACGGAGGAUUCCUGACAAGGUCCCAUGGAAGGCUUUCCCAAUUGCAUUUGUGGAGCUUUGCGAACGAUUCUCCUACUACGGCACGACUGUUGUCUUCACGAAUUUCAUCCAGCAGCCGCUUCCACCUGGAUCUCGAACCGGUGCUGGCCAUGAGGGCCAGUCCGGAGCUCUUGAUCUUGGACAAAGAGCCUCAACCGGUCUCGGUACUUUCAACCAGUUUUGGGUUUACUUGAUGCCGCUUGUUGGCGCCUACGUAGCAGAUACCUACUGGGGCCGCUACAAGACCAUCUGUGUAGCCCUUGGAAUCACACUUAUCGGCCAUAUUCUUCUCAUCGUUUCAGCACUUCCCGAUGUUAUCGAAAACCCCAACGGAUCGGUUGGAUGUUUUUCAAUCGCAAUCAUCAUUAUGGGUCUCGGAACUGGUGCUUUCAAGGCUAAUAUCUCCCCACUUGUCGCUGAGCAAUAUACUCAAACCAGGAUGAAAGUAACGACUCAACCGUCUGGAGAAAGAGUGAUUCUAGACCCCGCACUCACCACUAACAAAAUCUACAACUGGUUCUACCUCAUGAUCAACAUUGGUGCGCUCGUUGGACAGAUUUCCAUGGUUUACGCUGAGAAAUAUGUUGGGUUCUGGCUUUCAUUCACUCUCCCAACUGCCGUGCUCAUGCUCUGCCCACUCGUCAUGUUUUGGGGAAGAAAUAAGUACAUUACGCACCCACCGGCUGGAAGCGUUCUUUCUAAGGCAAUGCGCAUUUGGGUUCUCGGAAUGAAGGGGAGAUGGUCAAUCAACCCCUUUAUCACAUACAAAAACAUGAACGAUGGAAGCUUCUGGGAGAGGGUUAAGCCAAGCAACUUUACUCCUGAGUCUAAGCCAAGCUGGAUGACCUUUGAUGACUUGUGGGUUGAUGAGGUCAGGAGAGGGUUCAAGGCAUGCACUGUAUUUUUGUGGUUUCCACUUUACUGGCUCACAUACAACCAGAUUAACAACAACCUAACUUCUCAGGCCGCUGUUAUGAACACUCAUGGUCUGCCUAACGACAUCAUGUCCAACCUCGACCCCUUCGCGCUUAUCAUCCUUAUUCCACUAUGCGAUCUCGUGAUUUAUCCGGCACUCCGAAAAGCUGGGAUUAGGUUCACUCCUAUUAAGAGGAUUGCCGCUGGUUUCCUGACAGGUUCUAUGGCGAUGAUCUGGGCUGCUGUUAUUCAGGGUUACCUUUACAAGCAUAGUGAUUGUGGAAGCCAUGCUGCAGAAUGCGAAACUACGGUUAAUAUAAAUGUGUGGGCGCAGACUGGAUCAUAUGUUCUCAUUGCGAUUUCCGAAAUCUUUGCCAGUGUUACUGGCUUGGAGUAUGCGUUCACCAAAGCACCAAGGAACAUGAGGAGUUUGGUUAUGUCAUGCUUUUUGGUUAUGAAUGCUAUUGCUGCUGCUAUUGGUGAAGCAUUCAUCACACUUUCAGAGGACCCAUUACUUGUUUGGAACUAUGGCUCAAUGGCUGUUAUUGCUUUCAUCUCUAUGCUCGGAUUCUGGAUCCAGUUCAGGAAUCUCGAUAAACAGGAGGAUGAGCUUAACACACUCCCGGAAGGUCAUCACGUUGGUGGAGCAAGAGACGCUGAAGAACAUGCGAUACCCCAGGCGGCAUCCCAGAACGCAUCUUAG
Messenger RNA from Morchella importuna, 1827 nucleotides. RefSeq lists its product as uncharacterized. Lineage: Eukaryota; Fungi; Ascomycota; Pezizomycetes; Pezizales; Morchellaceae. Gene Ontology annotation, molecular function: dipeptide transmembrane transporter activity. The transcript has 5 exons. The coding region runs from base 1 to 1827 and encodes 608 amino acids. Gene Ontology annotation, biological process: oligopeptide transport; transmembrane transport. Gene Ontology annotation, cellular component: membrane. The record is from RefSeq and is a predicted model, not a curated record.